UAAAAAGGAAGGAAAUGCUAUCUAACAUUUGCAACAACAUGGAUAAACCUGGAGGACAUUAUAUUAAAUGAAACAAGCCAGGCACAGAAAGACAGAUACUGCAUGUUCUUAUUUAUAUGUGCACUGUAAAAAAGUCAUACAGAGAGGGCGGCGCCUGUGGCUCAGUCAGUAAGGCGCCGGCCCCAUAUACCGAAGGUGGCGGGUUCAAGCCCUGCCCCGGCCAAACUGCAACCAAAAAAUAGCCGGGUGUUGUGGCGGGCACCUGUAGUCCCAGCUGCUCGGGAGGCCGAGGCAAGAGAAUCGCUUAAGCCCAGGACUUGGAGGUUGCUGUGAGCUGUGUGAGGCCACAGCACUCUACAGAGGGCCAUAAAGUGAGACUCUGUCUCUACAAAAAAAAAAGUCAUACAGAGAUUAAAAAAUGGUGGUCAUCUGAGGCUGAAGGGUGGGGGGUUGGUAAGGUUGUUCAUCUAAAUGUUAUUGGAGAGAGACGUUUGUUAGCUUACUCCUUUCUGCCUGUGGACGCUGCCGAGGAAGCAUCGUUAAAGUCUCUCUUCCCACUGCCGUCAUGUCUAAGUCAGAGUCUCCUAAAGAGCCCGAACAGCUGCGGAAGCUAUUCAUUGGAGGGUUGAGCUUUGAAACGACUGAUGAGAGUCUGAGGAGCCAUUUUGAGCAAUGGGGAACGCUCCCAGACUGCGUGGUAAUGAGAGAUCCAAACACCAAGUGCUCCAGGGACUUUGGGUUUGUCACACACGCCCCCGUGGAGGAGGUGGAUGCAGCAGUGAAUGCAAGGCCACACAAAGUGGAUGGAAGAGUUGUGGAACCAAAGAGAGCUGUUUCCAGAGAGGAUUCUCAAAGACCUGGUGCCCACUUAACUGUGAAAAAGAUCUUUGUUGGUGGCAUUAAAGAAGAUACUGAAGAACAUCACUCAAGAGACUAUUUUGAACAGUAUGGGAAAAUUGAAGUGAUUGAAAUCAUGACUGACCGAGGCAGUGGCAAGAAGAGGGGCUUUGCUUUUGUUACCUUUGAUGACCAUGAUUCUGUGGAUAAGACUGUCAUUCAGAAAUACCACACUGUGAAUGGCCACAACUGUGAAGUAAGGAAAGCCCUGUCAAAGCAAGAGAUGGCUGGUGCUUCGUCCAGCCAAAGAGGUCGAAGUGGUUCUGGAAACUUUGGUGGGGGUCGUGGAGGUGGUUUUGGUGGAAAUGACAACUUUGGCAGUGGAGGAAACUUCAGUGGUCGCGGUGGCUUUGGUGGCAGCUGUGGUGGUGGUGGAUAUGGUAGCAGUGGGGAUGGCUACAACGGAUUUGGUAAUGAUGGAAGCAAUUUUGGAGGUGGUGGAAGUUACAAUGAUUUUGGCAAUUACAACAAUCAGUCAUCAAAUUUUGGACCUAUGAAGGGGGGAAAUUUUGGAGGCAGAAGCUCUGGCCCUUAUGGUGGUGGCGGCCAAUACUUUGCCAAACCAUGAAACCAAGGUGGCUAUGGUGGUUCCAGUAGCAGCAGUAGCUAUGGCAGUGGCAGAAGGUUUUAAUUAUUCCCAGGAAACAAAGCUUAGCAGGAGAGGAGAGCCAGAGAAGUGACAGGGAAGCUACAGGUUACAACAGAUUUGUGAACUCAGCCAAGCACGGUGGUGGCAGGCCCUAGCUGCUACAAAGAAGACAUGUUUUAGACAAUACUCAUGUGUAUGGGCAAAAAACUCGAGGACUGUAUUUGUGACUAAUUGUAUAACAGGUUAUUUUAGUUUCUGUUUUGUGGAAAGUGUAAAGCAUUCCAGCAAAGGGUUUUAAUGUAGAUUUUUUUUUUUU
Nycticebus coucang (slow loris) is the source of this 1802-nucleotide messenger RNA. Its product is annotated as heterogeneous nuclear ribonucleoprotein A1-like. The transcript is spliced from 2 exons. Gene Ontology annotation, molecular function: RNA binding. The record is from RefSeq and is a predicted model, not a curated record. The coding region runs from base 566 to 1465 and encodes 299 amino acids. Lineage: Eukaryota; Metazoa; Chordata; Mammalia; Primates; Lorisidae.